Molecule: messenger RNA, 2937 nt
Organism: Exophiala viscosa
Lineage: Eukaryota; Fungi; Ascomycota; Eurotiomycetes; Chaetothyriales; Herpotrichiellaceae
Exons: 2
Coding region: 317-2824 (835 amino acids)
Biological process (GO): regulation of DNA-templated transcription; DNA-templated transcription
Cellular component (GO): nucleus
Molecular function (GO): zinc ion binding; DNA-binding transcription factor activity, RNA polymerase II-specific; transcription cis-regulatory region binding
Source: RefSeq, a predicted model, not a curated record
CUGUUCCUCCGUCAUCUUGGAAGAGGACUAGCAGACUCAUCACUCAGUGUUGUCUGUCACUUACUACAUGCGCCAGAGUAUCUUUUUCGCGCAGUCACUGUCUUGGGCGUUGACGGCAUUGGAGGCGCGCAGAUGCAUAUCACAAUCGUCCUUCGCGACUGUGUACUCGCAUUGUCCUGCUGUUGACAAAGUCCCCCAAAUAAGACUUUGAGGUCGGAACACCGGCCAGCACAAACGGCGUGAAUAUCACCGCAGCGCCGACAAUCGACGUCCUCCACCACCAACAUUCCACCCCAACGCGCCGGCCACUGAAGCCAUGGCGAACAUCGAGUCCUACAAUCACAUCGAUCCAGCCUUGCGAGCUGCUUCUUUGAGUAGUCCUUCCAAACCUCGCGAAACCCAGCAUUAUCAGAAUAGCACUGCUGCUGCCUACUCACCUUUACAGCCCUCUCCCAAUACUUCCUACCAGAGCAUCCAAACUCCAAACUACUACCCACCGAACCACCAAGCGCAAGAGAGUCCAGACGACCAAAGUCCGUCAGGAAACCCCAACGAUCCCAAUGAUCUCAAGAGACCGCGAGCCUGUGAGGCUUGUCGACAACUGAAGGUUAAAUGCGAGCCGGACGACAAUCACCCCACAGGUUCGUGCAAGCGAUGCGCAAAGGCAAACAGACAAUGUAUUGUCACCGCACCGAGCAGAAAGAGACAGAAAAAGACCGACAGUCGCGUGGCAGAAUUGGAGAAGAAGAUCGAUGCCUUGACUGCGAGUUUGGUUGCACGGGGAGGUGAGGGUGAGGUUGCAACAGAGCCUAGCAUACACCACGCUCAACCAGCACGUCCUCCUCCCUACGGCGAACAAUGGCAUGGACCUCCCCCACCAAUCACCAGCAUGUCACCUUCCACUACUCAGCAAGGUGUGAAGCGGAAGAUCGCCAAUGAUUACGAUUAUUUUGGUGGUGAACUGCACAAAUCAUCCUCACCCUCAAUGAGGCAAGCCGCUCCUGGGUCCCAUUACCAACCAGUCUUUUCGCGCGAGAACACAGUCAAGACUGACCAGGACGACUUGCCAUCCGUUGAUCCGAUCGAGCGUGGUUUCAUUGAUCUCAAUUCGGCUAGGAAAUGCUUCGAACGAUACAUGGCAGAAAUGGGUGAACAUCUCCCACUGGUGGUGUUUCCGCCCGGAACCAACGCCGACGAGGUUCGCAAGAACAAGCCUGUCCUGUUCCUAGCUGUCCUUGCCGUGGCUUCCAGCACCAUUCGUCCCGACAUACAACCCAAGUUGAUCAGUGAAAUCACCCGAGCCCUUGCGGACCGUGUCAUUUUCAGAGGAGAGAAAUCACUCGAGCUUGUCCAGGCCAUCCAGGUCACUGCAUGUUUUUAUCAACCGCCAGAAAAGUAUGAAGAGUUAAAUUUCAACCAGCUUAUCCACAUUGCCGCUGUCAUGGCCAUGGAUUUGGGCAUGGGGAAACGAGCUAAACGAGGUGGACCGAACAUGUGGCGGCCAUACAACGAAAACAAGCGACCUCUGUCAGAUCCUAACAGUGCAGAGACGAGGAGAUGUUGGUUGGGUUGCUACUACAUGUGCUCCAAUUCGGCCAUGUCGCUACGACGUCCCUUACUCGUUCGGUGGAGUCCAUACGCUGAAGAAUGCGUGGAAAUCUUGAACACUGCUUCGGAUGCUUUGCCGUCCGACAAGUCCCUUUGUCAUCUCGUUCAUGCACAGCACAUGGCAGAAGACAUCGGCUUGGAGUUUUCAAUGGACGAUCCUUUGUCACAAUUGACAUUGACCGAUCAGAAGACGCAAUACCACCUCAAAGCAUUCGAGCGACGACUAGAGGAAUGGCACAACACCGCUACUCCAGAGAUGCUGAAAAAACCAAUUGUGCAACAUACUGAAGGAAUCAUCAACUUGUACAUGCAUGAAAUUGCCAUGCACCACAACCACAAUAUCGACGAUUUUCGACCGCCUUUCAACGCCACCCCAAUUGAAGGGCCUCCAGAUCCUGAUAACGUCACGCCAGCUCACAUCGAAGCUUUGACGACUUGCAUCCAUUCGGCACACAAUGUUUUCGAUGCGUUUCUGAGUAUUGAUAUCAAGAUGCUUCGGGCUUUACCGACAUUGGUCUUCGUGAGGUCAUCUUACGCUGCAGUUGCCUUGAUCAAACUGUACUCUGCUGUGUCGGCGAAAGGGUCCAAGUACGCCCAGAUAUUCAAGACCAAGGAUUUGAAGGUUGAAUACUACCUUGAUCGCAUGAUUGAUGUGCUUGCAAGGACAUGCGAGAAUAGCAUGAGCAGGGUUGCACAUAAAUUCAGUUUGAUAUUUAACAUGUUGAAGAGCUGGCACAUGAAGAGGAUGGAGCCGGCAAGUAAUGGCACCAACCCCUCCUCGAGGCAACGCACUCCGGCGGGUAGAAGCACCACGCAACCCGUGUACAAAGCUGUUCCGCCACAACAAGAUCCAGCGAGCCUGGGUUGGAACACGAACAGUCGAGCCAGCAUGGACCAAAAUACUCAAGCCCAUCAACAACAACCACGGAAUGGCCUUCAGAUGCUCUCGGAUGCUGCCAUGGGGCCUGGUCCUCCACCACAAGCAGUCAUUCAACAACCUCCCCAGCAGCAAUGGAUGCAACCUAUGAAUCAGCCGCAAAUGCUACCUGGAGUUGCAGAGAUGGGUAUGCAUAAUCAAGGUAUGAUGUCUUAUGGUAUGCCAGGCCAGGAUUUGGGUCCCCCCAUGGAUUUUACCUCGGAUGAGCUCAUGGCGUUUGGCUUUGGGGAUGAGUUUCUGGCCAUGAACUUUGGGUUCGAACAGGGGAACUGGAUAUAGAGGACGUGGCCGAGAUGAUUGAUACGGCGAAUGUCGUGCGAGGCGUUGCAGAUAUUCGUCGAGGAUGCAUUCAGCGCUGUACAAAGUAUGCUUUUAUGAUUCUACGUCGUGUC